UCCGCAUAGGAUGCUCUUGUGUUUCCUCGCCCAUGGGUCCUCUGGCCUCCCUCCUCGUUCCUCGUCUCCUCGGAUAUCCUUCAUGACGUUACACUUCGAACCAUUUCCUGGGCAAGAGCUGGAGGACUGAGGAGCGAGGACAGAGGAAGCAUGCAAAUAGUGGUAUGGGAUGUACCUAUGGAAGCCAGUAGAUCCCUAACACCGGAAGUAAGACAAAAGUUUCAGGAGUUGGUUUUGUAGUUCAAGAACCUCCGAUAGAACAGUUAGGAAUCGGAAGAUUUCAGCAAAUUUGGAAUUUACUCAUAUGAUUGUGGAUUUAACUUCUGUUUUACUAUGGGUCUUCCAACACUGGAAUUCAGCGAUUCUUUCUUGGACAGUCCAGACUUUCGAGAACGUUUAAAAUGUCACGAAAUUGAACUGGAUCGGACGAACAAAUUUAUUAAGGAACUUAUCAAAGAUGGUAACAUGCUUAUCAGCGCACUGAAGAGUUUGUCUGCAGCUGUGCUGAAGUUCUCUCAGUCCCUACAAGACUUCCAGUUUGAGUGCAUCGGCGAUGCAGAGACGGAUGAUGAAAUUAAUAUAGCUCAGUCAUUCAAGGAAUUUUCUCGACUACUUACUACAGUUGAGGAAGAGAGAAGAAGACUUAUACAGAAUGCAGAUGAUGUCCUGAUCACACCACUGGAGAAGUUCCGCAAAGAGCAAAUUGGUGCUGCCAAAGAAGGAAAGAAGAAGUUUGACAAGGAAACUGAGAAAUAUUACACAGUUUUGGAAAAACACUUGAAUUUGUCCUCCAAGAAAAAAGAGGCAUUUUUACAAGAGGCCGAUACCCAGAUCAGCAAGGAGAGACAAGUCUUCUUCGAUGCUUCCUUGGAAUAUGUUUUCAAAAUCCAGGAAGUUCAGGAAAGAAAGAAAUUUGAAUUUGUUGAACCACUCCUGGCAUUCCUCCAAGGUCUCUUCACCUUCUACCAUGAGGGCUAUGAACUGGCCCAUGAAUUUGAGCCCUACAAGCAGCAGUUGCAGUUCAAUCUGCAGAAUACAAGGAACAACUUUGAAAGCACCAGGCAGGAAGUGGAGAAGCUGAUGCAGAGGAUUCGCUCAGCUGAACAGGAUUUCAAAGCCCCUGGCCAGUGGACAAUGGAGGGUUUCUUGUAUGUUCAGGAAAAAAGGCCCUUGGGUUGUACAUGGAGUCGUCACUACUGUACGUACGAGAAGGAGAGCAAGAUGUUCACCAUGAGCAACUUUGAAAUCAAAUCAGGGGGCAAACAGAAUGGUCUUGUGAUGAGCUCACCUGAGAUGUUCAAGCUCAAAUCAUGCAUAAGAAGAAGAACUGACUCCAUCGACAAACGCUUCUGUUUUGACGUCGAGGUGGUAGAGAGAAAUAACACAUGUCAAGGAAUUCUAUUCAGUCCUCUUCAAUGUUUCUAUAAAGUGCGGCAUGGGGUAAUCACGCUUCAGGCACUGUCUGAAUCCAACAGACGCCUGUGGAUGGAGGCUAUGGAUGGCAAAGAGCCGAUAUACACCCUGCCAGCUCUUCUGAGCAAGAAAGAAGAAACCUUUUUAAACGAGACAGGCUUCAACUUUGUAAAGAAUUGUAUUUUUCUUGUGGAGACAAGAGGCAUUAAUACUAUGGGCUUGUACAGAAUAGGAGGAGUUAACUCCAAAGUGCAGCGACUGAUGGCCUCAGUAUUUGCACCCAAGGCUUCUGUUAAUGUGGACCUUGACCCAGAUACAUGGGACAACAAGACAAUCACCAGUGGCCUCAAGAAUUACGUCAGGUGCCUUUCUGAGCCUCUCAUGACCUACAGACUUCAUAAAGAUUUCAUCCUGGCAGUCAAGUCUGAUGAUCAAAACUACAGAGUGCGAGCUGUCCAUGCCUUUGUCUAUAAACUGCCUGACAAGAACAAAGAGAUGCUGGAUAUUCUGAUCAAGCAUCUGCUGAAGGUUUCCACUCACAGCCAGAAGAACCUGAUGACAAUCUCAAACCUGGGGGUUAUAUUCGGCCCGACUCUCAUGCGCUCCCAGGAGGAGACCGUAGCUGCCAUGAUGAACAUCAAGUUUCAAAACAUAGUCGUGGAGAUUCUCAUCGAAAACUACGAGAAGAUAUUCCAGCAGCCCCCGGACCCCAACGUGCCGCUGCCUCAGCCCCAGUCCCGCUCCAGCUCCAGCUCCAGACGCAGCCGAGCCAUCUGCCUCUCGUCGGGGCCCAGGAAGUCCAGGGGCCUCUACACGCCCACCCUCUGCCUGGCCGACGCUGACAGUCAGUGCACAUCUAAAGCCUAUUGUGACACGUUCAGCAGCAGUCCCAGCAGCACGCCUAGGGGCAGCAUGGAGUCUCUCUCCUCCCACUCGUCCGAGCAGAACAGUCACUCCAAGGCCGGCUCGCCCUCCCACCCCAAGAGCAAGCCCGCCACUGCCCUCUGCUGGAGCACCUCCUCGCAGGCCUCCAACGGCCCCAAGAGCCGAACCUGCGCCAGCAGCCCAGACUCCAGCUCCAAGGAGGACACUGCCAAGACGGACGGGGAGGCAGAGGACGCCCUGAGCGUGUCGUCCCUCACACCAGUGGGCCGGCGCUCCCCGACGCCGGAGAUUCCCCAGCGGCAGCAGACGAGUGCUGGGGAGCACCGAGCCACUCAACGGAGUCUCUCAACUUCCUCCUCCCUCACCUCCCUUCACAUCUCAGAGGGCUGUAGAAGCUUUCAUGGCUCAGUUCAGAGCCUUGCAUCACAGGCCAAGAGAGACAGCCUGAAAACCAGCCCUUUGCCAGACCUACCACCUAAACUGUCAACUGAGCACAACCGUCCGGAGAAAGGAGCCAGUAAUGGAUACCAAAGACCUGGUUCACUAGUGGCCUCAAAAGCUUUGCUUUUUGAAAACCCUGCUGACACCAAACCCACCUUGGAUGGAAGAGAUGCAAAGGCCUUGUAUUCCUGUAUGGCAGAGCACAGCCAUGAACUGAGCUUCCCCCAGGGGGCGAUAUUCUCCAACGUGCACGCCUCAAUUGAACCUGGUUGGCUUCAAGCAACUUAUGAAGGAAAAACUGGACUAAUCCCAGACAAUUACGUGGUGUAUUUGUAAGAAACAAAAGGAAACCGAUUUUCCAUGGUAUCCAUGGUGUGAGUUGUGUUAAAUAUAGUGAAAUGUUUAACAUUUGUGCAUAGUCUGUACAUAGAACUGAAAUAUUUGGUCAGCACUCAGUGUUAUGUUACAUCGCAGGUACAUGUAGGGUAACCAAUAAUACACACAGUCUAUUCAAUGUGUUGAUGUUACGGAAAUUACAUUUAUAUACGAAAGAGUGAAAUAAUAGGAUAAUAAAAGAGUAUUAUGUUGACAAGUUAAAACGUUUAUUCCGAUGGUACAUUAAUGUGUCACAGGCCUACUUAGGACCUCACUGUUACGUAUUAGCCUCCUGUACACUUUUCUUUCAUACUGUGUGUGACUGGAGCCAGUAAUGCUGUCCCGGCAUCCUUCCUCUAACAUGUUCAAAUUAAUAUACAGUACACCUGUUUAGGUUACGCAUACUGCUUCUUUUUUUUUUAACAAAUUAAGAAGAAAUAGUCUACCUUUUUAAUAACAUUCUACCUGUUUUAUACAUACUGCAACACAUUUAUCUAUGGUAAUUCAUAAUUUGGUUGAUGUUGUUCUGGUUAGACAGUAUUAAACCAGUUACACUGACUGAGAAGCAUUUUGUUGUAGUGGCAUUGUUCAGUGUUAGUUUGUAAUUAUUCUAAUAAUAUGGGUUCACAUGAACCUUGACAUCGUGUUGGCUCUGACAACUAGGUACUGUAAUGUUGUUCUGCUUAAUUGUAGACGUAUAUCAUUGUUAAUUACUACAAUGUAAGCUGUAAGUCUAGUCAAAGGCUCACUGAAAUCAAGUAGCUGUUGUACGUGUAGUUUUUCUACUGUAUUUUACUGACACUGGUCUAUCAUUUUAUGUAUUGUAUUAUUUAAAUUACUUACUGUUGUAAUAAAUAUCUACAGUGCCUUAAACACCA
Clupea harengus (Atlantic herring) is the source of this 3992-nucleotide messenger RNA. RefSeq names its product Rho GTPase activating protein 42a (gene arhgap42a). Gene Ontology annotation, biological process: signal transduction. Gene Ontology annotation, cellular component: cytoplasm. Lineage: Eukaryota; Metazoa; Chordata; Actinopteri; Clupeiformes; Clupeidae. The record is from RefSeq and is a predicted model, not a curated record. Gene Ontology annotation, molecular function: GTPase activator activity; protein binding.